UAUUUUGCUUCUGAGCUCAGCAGGGGAUUGAAAAUCCCGAAAAUCCUCUUUGGGAGCAAACUUAACCCAUCCUCGAGCCUCCAAUCCCCAGCAGAAGUCAUGGUGAUCAAGCUGCUCAUCAAAUCCGGGCUGGUGUACGGAGCCGUGAAGUACAGCGUUGACCAGGGCGUCUGGGCGUCCAGCACGAAGACGACAGCCUUGUACAAUGACGUGGGAGAGAGUUUGAGGCCUCACUGGCAGGGCGUGAGGCAGAAAGUACCGGUGGAACUGCCUCUGCUACCGUCAUCCGGCGAGGCGUGCUUCGUGGUGAAGUAUUACUGGAACCAGGGCGUGAAAGCCAGCUUCAACUUCAUCCAUCGGUUUCCCUGCUACGUCGGCCAGUGGACGAAGAAAGCCAAGGAUGCCGUCGGAGGCGCUCUGUCGUCCUUCGAGGAGGCGCCAGCGGUCAAGGACAAGUAGCCUGAAUCCGCGCAGUAGCUCGAUUAAAUGCUCUUAAGGAGGA
Molecule: messenger RNA, 502 nt
Organism: Phlebotomus argentipes
Lineage: Eukaryota; Metazoa; Arthropoda; Insecta; Diptera; Psychodidae
Product: MICOS complex subunit MIC13 homolog QIL1-like
Exons: 2
Coding region: 100-459 (119 amino acids)
Biological process (GO): cristae formation
Cellular component (GO): mitochondrial crista junction; MICOS complex
Source: RefSeq, a predicted model, not a curated record